AAGAAAACGAAAACGAUAUUUAACGUCUUUUCAACAACCUUUUCGAAUAUCUAACUGCUUUUGAAGAAUUCCAGUUACUUCGUUCUUUUUUUUGCACAUGAAAUGUUUUUUUUCUGAUCCCUAGGAACUGUACUGCUUGCCUUCUACUUAAACGAAUUCAGGCUUUUGGUUGCAAAUAACUUAACCAAAAAAAAAAAACAAAAAAGGAAAAACGUCUGUCCAUUGGAUUCCAUUUUUAAUAAAUAAUCCGGGUGUUUUUGUUUGGCAAAACAAUCUAAUGUCCGGUUAUUUAUUUUUCUUGUGAACUGCAUUCAUUAGUUAAUUUUACUUUCACCUUUUCUUUCCGUGAUAUUACUAUCUGCACUUAAAAAAGCCCACAUAUCAUUGUAUGGUCUUGCUCACGCUCCUUUUGCUCUUCUUUGGAGUACUGGAACAGUGCGUUGCACUUACUAAGGUUGGUGACAAUAUAUACUCUUUCUCUUUCACUUCGCUGCCAAGCCCUGCCGACUCUCAACCUAUCCAUUCGGCAAAAAAAUCAAAGCGUUUUAUCUCUAGUAAUGUCGCUGCUUUGGCACUAAGGAUUGAACAAUAUACACAUUAUGUUACAACAGUUACUCUUGGAGCUCCUGGAAAACCAUACACCGUUAUCGUUGACUUAGAGAGUCCUUAUUCAUGGCUCACCUACGACCGGGUGAUAGCAUUUAAUCCAACGGAAACUUUCUGGGAGCCACCUGAAUCUCAAUGGUCCACGGAAGAACUUCGAGCGCUCAUGUGCUCGUCCACUACCGAUCCUUGUUAUCAUGCAAACUCUACUGGCUUUACACUUUUACAGAAGCCAAGUACCUUCCUCCUCUACUAUUCGUCAGAUAAUGUUCUCGUGACUGGCGUAAAUAUUGAAGACACACUUGAGUUUAAUUAUGUUCGGAAUCUCGUAAACUUUCGUUUUGGUCUUGUUUUAAAAGAGAGUAUCCCCAGUGGGUUAUAUCCUUACAAAGGUGUUCUAGGUCUAGGCCCUCCAGGCACGGUUCUCUCUAUAGACAAGACGUUUAACAAUCUCGUUUGGUAUGAUUCCUUUCAACCUCCUUCGUUGCUUGAACAGCUCGUAAAAGUCAAGCUGCUACAAGCUCAUGCAUUUAGUUUGUAUUUCGAUUCUACGGGAAAUGGUACAGUGCUCUUGGGUGCCGUCGAUACAGCCAAGUUUGAAGGGAAUUUGACGGUCGUUCCUCUUAUUUCGAAUACCAAUGCAGAAAAAUUAGCUGGUGGGUACCAGAUUGCCGUCCAAGGAGUUGCUUUCAACAAUCUUACGUAUAGCUAUUGCGUUAAAAACAACUUUGUGGGUGUAUUUUCUACAAGAUCUACCUAUAUUUCAUUACCAUCUCCGCUUGUUUACGCUAUUGUUGACUUGCUAGGUGCAUCUGCAUACACAGAUUAUUUUACCAUCCCCUGUUCCAAGGUGGUUGAUUCAGUGAGCUUAACUUUUCUAUUCCCCAGCGGGGAUACCGUGGACAUAUACUUGCCUGAUCUAAUUAUUGCCGAACUAGAAGACAUUUGUGUUCUUGGUAUAGGAGUAUCUGAAGACGAUAUCAUAUUUGGUCAAGCGUUUAUGCGCGUGGUGUAUACUGUCAUUCACCUUGAUCUAAAUCUAGCCGGUCUUGCUCAAGUGUCAAACAAUGAUUCUUCCAACCUUAUUGAAAUCUCUCCUUCAGAAAUUCCUCAUUCCGUUUCACCUGCUUACACAUCACCAUACUCCUCUUUGCAUCACCAAAUUAUCUCAGCAUAUACGCGAACUGCUUCCUCGUCGCAAUCAGUAGAGACGGCGGCUCCAACUUAUCCCACAUGGAUUUUCUCAUCAUCUGCCAUUAUCACGCCUAGCUCCCUUCCAUCUUAUAGCUUGGCAACUGACGUCGUCAGUCAGGACAGCCAACAAUCCUCCGCACAUCUCUCAACAUUUUCACGCUCUUCCCUUUGUUGUGUUUCUCUUAUUUGUUUCAUAGUUGUUUCAUUUAUCUUUUAAUUGUUUAGCCUUUAUCAUUCAUAUACCUUAAUUACACUACCAGGUCCCACUCAAACACACAUCCUGCUAAUCAAUCCCCCGUAUGUUUCGACUAAUUCUUAACCUGUAUCCCAAAUUAAUAUACAAUUCAUUAUCCAAAG
Molecule: messenger RNA, 2154 nt
Organism: Schizosaccharomyces japonicus yFS275
Lineage: Eukaryota; Fungi; Ascomycota; Schizosaccharomycetes; Schizosaccharomycetales; Schizosaccharomycetaceae
Product: aspartic protease Yps1
Exons: 1
Coding region: 389-2014 (541 amino acids)
Biological process (GO): proteolysis
Molecular function (GO): aspartic-type endopeptidase activity
Source: RefSeq, a predicted model, not a curated record